Messenger RNA from Elaeis guineensis (African oil palm), 826 nucleotides. RefSeq lists its product as uncharacterized. Gene Ontology annotation, cellular component: Golgi apparatus. The record is from RefSeq and is a predicted model, not a curated record. NCBI's taxonomy places the organism in Eukaryota, Viridiplantae, Streptophyta, Magnoliopsida, Arecales, Arecaceae.
UUUUUUUUGAAAAAAAGGAAGGGAAUGCGUCCAUUCUACGGCGGCGGCGGGUCUUUCGGAGAUUCUGGACGAAUGGAGCGCUCCGGAGAAGAAGUCCCCUCGCCAUUCGGUUCUUCGUUUGGGCUUUGGGGUGGUGACUCCUUCGGUUCAGGUAAUGUUGCCAGACCGGCAUCGGUUCAGGUCCUGAACCGGACGGAACUCGCUUCACUCCAGAUGUCCACCAUGUGGUGGUGACCCGAUCGCAACGAGAAGCUCCCCAGUUCCUCCGUUUCCCGUCUCCUCUCGCUUCUUGCCUUCUUCCUCCGCUUUGACCUCGCUCCCCGAUCGGCUUCAAACAAGGAUGCCGAUGAGGAGAUUGAUGGAGGUGGAGCCGCCGGAGCCGCCGAGGUAUCUGAUCGGCGCGGCGAUCAUGAUGGUCGGAGUGGUGCUCCCGCUGGGGUAUAUGAUGUUCCACAACAAGCGCGUCCCCUCCUCAUCUUCCUUCUCCAAGCAGACGUAGGAAUAAAGGACUGAUCUAGAGAUACCAAAUGGGCUAUAUUCUUCUGCCCAUUUAUGGCUCUAUUCUUUUUCCUAUUUAUCUUGAAGAAUUGGAGGAGAGGGGAAGGAGUGAGAGCAAGCUGGUAAACUGGAUGAGGCCGCUUUAUUUUAUUUUUUGCUCGAUGUAUCCUUGUGUCCACUAGAUGGUUGAUGUAGUUUCUAUGCGGUGUGUUGUGAGAGUUGCAUAGUCUUCUAGCAUGACACAUUUGCUUACCUAUUUUAGGUGUCAUUCAGUAAUGAAUGUUGCUUUACUUUGAUUGCUUUUGACAUGAAAAUGCUUGAUUAGCCA